AUGAAAGUUGAAGAAAUAUGCCCAGAACAGUUCAUAGACAUUCUUUCAAAGUCCUUAAAGGAGGAAAAGAAAAUAGAGAAGCCAGUAGAAGCAGACCAUAUUAAAACCGGCCACGGAAGAGAGCUAGCUCCAGUCAGCGAGGAUUGGUACCACGUAAGAGCUGCUUCUCUCUUAAGAAAGCUCUACAUGGAAGAGCUGACCAACCCAGAAAAGAGCAAGUACGGAUUUGGUGUAAUGUGGUUCGCAAGAGCAUACGGGGGAGCAAAAAACAAUGGACACAAGCCAUCACACACCGUAUCCGGAUCAAAGAGCUUAGUUAGAAGAAUUCUCCAGUCAUUGGAAACUGUUAAGCUUGUUUCAAAGGUAUCCCUUGGAGGAAGAAAGCUCACUCAAACCGGCCAUGCAUACCUUCAAGAAAUAGCUGGUAAAGCAUCUUCUGCCUAA
Molecule: messenger RNA, 444 nt
Organism: Nematocida parisii ERTm1
Lineage: Eukaryota; Fungi; Microsporidia
Product: 30S ribosomal protein S19e
Exons: 1
Coding region: 1-444 (147 amino acids)
Biological process (GO): translation; ribosomal small subunit assembly
Cellular component (GO): cytosolic small ribosomal subunit; ribosome
Molecular function (GO): RNA binding; structural constituent of ribosome
Source: RefSeq, a predicted model, not a curated record